Molecule: messenger RNA, 5283 nt
Organism: Stegodyphus dumicola
Lineage: Eukaryota; Metazoa; Arthropoda; Arachnida; Araneae; Eresidae
Gene: btv
Product: dynein cytoplasmic heavy chain beethoven
Biological process (GO): microtubule-based movement
Cellular component (GO): dynein complex
Molecular function (GO): dynein light intermediate chain binding; ATP binding; ATP hydrolysis activity
Source: RefSeq, a predicted model, not a curated record
AUGCGUGUUGAAUUCAGCAAUGAUAUGUAUGGAAACUGCCAUUUCACUCCUGUAGAUUUAACUCGAUGGGCUUUGUCACUGUUUCGUUAUGAUCUUGUUCAUGAAGCUUUUUCCACAGAGAGAUCUCCAGAUGGUUUGUUAAGAGCGUGGACUUAUGAAGCUUGUCGCAUAUUUUCUGAUAGGCUUAUGAAUUACGAAUCAAAAGAAAAAUUCAACCACAUUAUUUCUAGCAUUCUGCGAAAAGAAUGGGGAGCACCUGACAUCAGUUCAUUAAAUGACAUUUAUUAUGUGGCUGGAAGUAGCAUACCAUCUGAUAUGAACCGGACGUUUGGAAAAUGUUUAGAAAAGUUUUCUGCAGAAGACUGGAUGUCACUUGUCCAGAAGAAUAUCAAGGCUUUCAGUCAUGAAGUUCGAGAACUUGAUAUUGUAGUUUUCCAAGAAGUAUUAGAUAACAUGGCCAAGGUAGAUAGAAUUCUUUCUCAGCCAAAUGGCUCAUUAUUAUUAGUUGGAAAAAAUGGAUCUGGUCGACGGCUAGCUGUGUCUGUUGUUGCUCAUUCACAUCAAAUGCCAAUCCUUUCUCCUAAACCUCAUCUCAAUUAUGGAGUGAAACAAUUUUGUAAUGAUUUAAAACAAGUUAUGCAAAUAAGUGGCAUAGAAGGCAGAGAUGUUUUAUUUCUUUUGGAAGACUACCAGAUUCUUAAUGAUGAGUUCUUAGAAUUAAUAGACAGUGUCCUUUCUUCAGGAGAUGUACCAGGACUUUAUUCUUCCCAAGAAUUAGAACCUCUUCUAAAUCCUCUAAAAGAUUUAGCUGCCCAAGAAGGAUUUCGAGGCUCUACUGCAGCCUUUUUUGCUCAGCGUGUUAGAAAAUAUCUUCAUAUAGCUUUAAUUAUGGAUUUUACUGAUUCAAAAUUCGUAUUCCAUUGCAAGAGUAAUCCUGCUUUGUAUAAGUCAUGCAAUGUGUUGUGGUUAGAUGAGUGGAGUCAAGAAAGCAUGCAAAAGGUUCCAAAGCUUCUUCUGUCUAGUAAAGAUGAUAAAAAGUCUGACCUUGAUGAAGAAUUUUAUGAAAGUUUUGCUAAAAUCCAUCAGAAAAGUAAUAAGAAAAAUCGGUCACCUAGGAAAUUCAUUGCAUUUAUUCAAAAUUAUAAGAAAAUUUUCUCAAGGAAAUGUGCAGAAAUUGAAAUGCGGAAGAAACAUCUUCAGGCUGGUGUAUCAAAAUUGAAUGAAGCUCGCUCACUUGUUGAUAAACUAAAUUCAGAAGCAAUGGAACAAAGUGCUCUUCUUGAAGAAAAACAGGCGGAAGCUGAUGAAGCACUAAGACUUAUCACAACCAGUAUGUCUAAUACUGGAGAACAGAAAAUUGAGUUGGAGAAAUUGAAAACAAAGAUAGAAGAAGAAAACAUAAAAUUAUCUAAACGUAAGAAAGAUAUUGAUUUAGAGUUGAAAGAAAUAGAACCUAUUGUUCAAGAAGCUAAGUCUGCUGUUGGAAACAUUAAAUCAGAAGCUUUAUCUGAAAUACGAUCCUUGCGAGCUCCUCCUGAUGUAAUUAGAGACAUUCUUGAAGGAGUUUUACGUCUAAUGGGUAUUUUUGAUACAUCAUGGGUUAGCAUGAAAAGUUUUCUGUCAAAAAGAGGUGUCAAAGAAGAAAUUUUAGCUUUUGAUGCACGCAAUAUAUCCCCGGAAAUUAGAGAAAGUGUUGAAAAAUUAUUGAAAAAAAAUGCAGAAUCAUUUGAUUCAAAGAAUGCGAAAAGAGCUUCAGCCGCUGCUGCACCACUAGCAUCCUGGGUAAAAGCAAAUGUUAUAUAUUCACGAGUUUUGGAAAAAAUCAAGCCGUUAGAAAAGGAACAAGCAAAGCUUAAACAUAAUUUGGCUGCAACAGAAAAGCGAAUAACAAAACUCAGUUCUGCUCUUGUGGAUGUAGAAGAAGAAGUAUCUGUAUUACGUGAUAGGCUGAAUAAAUUUACUAAAGAAGCUGCUCAGAUUGAAAUUAAUUUAAAAAAAGCUAAUGAGACAAUAGCUUCUGCUGAAACUUUAGUCAGCAAACUUGAUGAUGAAUAUCAAAGGUGGACACUACAGCUACAGGAAAUUGAUCAACAGUUAAAUGAAUUACCUCUGAAAGCCCUUCUAGCUGCUGCUUUCAUUACUUAUUUAUGUGGAGAGCCUGAAGAUAAGCGUUCCUCUGUUGUAUUAACGUGGUGCAAUGAAUUUGGAGUGGAUAAAUUUUCUUUGGAUCAAACAUUGAGCACAGAACGUGAACAAUUGAUUUGGAGAAAUGAAGGCUUGCCUUCAGAUGCUCUGUCUAUUGAAAAUGCUAUUUGUAUUUUGCAGAACAUUCUUGUGCCUUUCUUAGUAGAUCCUUCCGGCCAAGCCACAAAUUGGCUUAAAUCUAAUAUGACUAAUUCUCAGCUAGAAGUUGUAAACCAUCAUGAUACUAAUUUGUUGACAUCCUUGGAAAUGGCUGUGAGAUUUGGUAAAACACUUCUAGUGCAAGAUGUUGACAGUAUACACCCUGUGUUAUAUCCAUUAUUGCGGCGUGAUUUGAUAAACCAAGGUCCCAGAUAUAUAGUUCAGAUUGGAGAGAAAACAGUGGAUUAUAAUCCUCACUUCAAGCUGUUUCUCGUAACCAAAUACUCAGAAAUAGAACUGUCUCCGAAUUUUUUUGCUGUUGUCUCAACUGUAAAUUUCAGUACAACUAAAGCAGGACUUACUGGCCAGCUUUUGGCCACUGUUCUUCAGCGAGAGAAACCUGAAUUAGAAUUAAGGCGUACAGAACUUUUACGUAAAGAAGAAGAAAUGAAGCUUCAGAUGACCCAAUUAGAAGAGUCCUUACUUCAGGAACUGGCAACUGCUAGAGGAAAUGUAUUGGAAAAUGAAGAACUGGUUGCUUCUCUUAAUAAAACUAAAAGCAAUAGCAUUGAGAUUUCAGCAGGACUGAAAGAAUCUCAUGAUUUACAGUUAUCCCUUGAAGAGGAAAGGAGAAUGUAUCUUCCCCUUGCAGAAUUUGGUAGUACUUUAUUUUUCUUUAUGAGAGAGCUUCGUAAGCUCAAUACCAUGUAUUGCUUCAGCCUUACUUCCUUUUUUAAAAUGUUCCAUUUAGCCUUGGAAACAACUACGGUAAUUAUUAUUAUUUUAAUGGUCUUUUGGAAAGCAACGUUUCCUCAUUUAUUCAGUGUCCUUCAUCUCUCUGAUGGAAAAUUGUGGAGAAAAUUUGCAAAAAGUAGUCACUGUGAACUGGAAAUACCAUCUACUGUUACUUCUAAGAUAAGCAUUUUUCAGCAACUUCUUCUUGUACAAGCCCUUCGACCAGAUCGUCUGUAUAGUGCUAGUGCACUUUUUGCUAGUAGAGUUCUUGGUCUUAAAGAGUUAUUUUCUCAAGCAGUGAAUUUGAAGAGCAUCUUAAGUACGUCAAACACAGAGCCCAUUCUAAUAAUUAUAUCUGCUGGAGUAGAUCCAUCACAAGAACUAUUUGAGUUAGCAUCAUCAACUGUUGGUUCUGACAAUUAUGUUCAGGUGUCAAUGGGACAAGGACAAAUGGAAAUUGCAAUACAGUAUUUACAAUCAUGUGCCAGAGAAGGGCAUUGGUUAUGCUUGAAAAAUCUACAUUUAGUUACUCAUUGGCUGCCAACUUUACUUAAGGAAUUGUCAGUUAUCAAACCAUCACCUGAUUUUCGAUUGUGGCUGACAUCUGAAGUUCAUCCUAAUUUUUCAACAGUUCUCCUUGAAAUGUGUACCAAAAUCACAUAUGAGGCUCCUCCUGGUAUUAAACGGAAUAUGUUACGAACUUAUGAUUCAUGGCCUUCUUCUUUCAUAUCAAAGAGAGGGAAUGCUCUUCGAGCCAAAGCCUUGUUUGUACUAUCUUGGUUCCAUGCAGUUAUUCAAGAGCGGAGAACUUACAUCCCACAGGGCUGGACCAAAUUUUAUGAGUUCAGUUCUGCAGAUCUACGGGUUGCAGCUGAUAUUAUUGAUCGAGUGUGCUUAAAUUCUGAUCGCAGUACGCAGUGGGAAUACAUUCAUGGACUUUUUGAAACAGCAGUAUAUGGAGGGAGAAUAGAUGAUGCCUUUGAUUUAAGAGUUUUAUCUUCAUAUCUUAAAGAAUUCUUUGACAAUAAAAUAAUGACUGCAGGCAGUCGGAAACUUUUAGGUGGGAUUAUAUCUGUUCCAGCAUCCGUAGAUUAUAAGGAACACAUGCAUGCAAUACGCACAUUACCAGACACUGAUAAUUCGGAAUUCUUUGGUUUGCCAGAAAAUAUUGAAAGGUCAGCACAAUGUACUUCAAGUCGCAGGAUGAUAGAUCAGUUGAAACGACUUCUGAGACAAACUGAGAUAGCCGAUAAAUUUGAUGUUCUUCGUUGGAAUGUUGAACUGUCUCCAAUUCUAGUUCUUUGGAAAAAGCUUAAUCAGGGUUCUCAAAUUAUCCAUUUGCAAUUGACACCACCACAAUUCAACAAAGAGAUGGAAGAAGAACCACCAGUGCUGUCCUUCAUUCGACUGGAGUAUUAUUCAGGUGUUCGACUUGUGCAUAAUGUGCAUUCAUCUCUUGCAUCCAUUAGUAAAGUUAUUCGAGGUGCUAUACUCUUAACUGAUGAUAUCCACACUUUGGCUACAUCUCUUUUGAAACAUGAGACACCUAAUGCAUGGCAAAACAGAUGGGAAGGUCCAGAGGAUCCACUUGCUUAUCUGCGUGGAGCAAUGCGCAGGGCUUUAGCAAUUCAGACUUGGUUACCUAAAGCAGAAACUGGACGGCUGCUUGAUGAAAGCAUUGACCUGUCACAUCUCUUUCAUCCAGAUACAUUCUUAAAUGCUCUUAGACAACAAACAGCAAGGAAUUGUAAGGUAUCAAUGGACAAUUUAAAAUUUGUGUGCAGCUGGAAAGGAAAAAUUCCUAAUGCUAAUUUAAGCAUCACCAUAACUGGAAUCUACUUAGAAGGAUGUUUGUUUGAUGGACAUCAGCUCUCCGAUUGCCAUCACGAUUCACCAGUUGUUUCAUUGGUGCCACCUUUCACUGCUGCUUGGAUUCCAAAGGAUUCACCAGCACCAUACAGAGAGGAUGAAGUCUUAUCACUGCCAAUUUAUUUCACAUCAGAUCGAGAAAGAAUAGUUACUUGCAUUCAUCUUCCAUGUGGAGGAAAUCAUGACCACUGGAUACAAUCAGGAACUGCCUUAUUUCUUAAGAACAACUAAUCAAAUGAAGCUUAUUGUACUGCAUUCUAGUCAGAUGUAUUUAUUAAUAAAAAUAUUUAUUUUUGAAAAAUUAUAUUAUUGAAAAAUAAAAUUUUUUGUCUUCCA